Aureobasidium pullulans EXF-150 is the source of this 919-nucleotide messenger RNA. RefSeq names its product GDSL lipase/acylhydrolase family protein. Bases 76 to 825 code for a protein of 249 amino acids. NCBI's taxonomy places the organism in Eukaryota, Fungi, Ascomycota, Dothideomycetes, Dothideales, Saccotheciaceae. The record is from RefSeq and is a predicted model, not a curated record. The transcript has 4 exons.
CUGCCAUAUCAUCGCGCUAGUGUCUUGUAUCUCCCUGCUUGUUUCGUCUCUAAACCUUCCUCGACAAGAUUCAGCAUGGAGCAAUUCGUCUUGUUUGGUGAUUCAAUCACGCAACAGUCUGCCAGUCAAGCAAAGGGCUUCGCCUGGACACCAGCACUUCAAGAUGCGUACAUCCGUCGUCUUGAUGUGAUCAACAGAGGCUUUAGUGGGUACAACACCACCCAGGCUUUGAGUGUCCUGCCUCGUGUCCUCCCAACUCCUGAACAGGGUCGUAUCCGCUUAAUGACCAUCUUCUUGGGAGCCAAUGAUGCUCGACUUCCCAAUACUCCCGGAUUCUCGCAAACUGUCGAUCUCGAGCAGUACAAGAGCAACUUGACAAAUAUCAUCAACCAUCCCACGCUCCAGGCACAUAAGCCUCAGCUCAUCCUGCUUACUCCACCUCCAAUUGAGGAGAGAAAGGCACUUGCGCACGACAAGACCAAUGGCAUUAACGUCAUGAGACGCACCGCCUCCAACACAGCCAAGUACGCAGAGGCAGUCCGUCAACUUGGUAAGGAGUUCAGUCUCCCUGUACUCGACGUCUGGGCCGCGUUCAUGAAGGAAGCCGGUUGGAAAGAGGGCGAUCCAUUGCCCGGGUCGAGUGAGAUUGAGCAGAACCAGACACUUGCGAACAUGCUGCAUGACGGACUUCAUCUCAAUCCUGAGGGAUACGAAAUCAUCUACAGGGAAUUGAUGAAGUUGAUUACCGAUAAGCUUCCUGAACAUGCUCCUGACAAUAUCCCAUAUGUACUUCCAUCAUGGGAUAAUGCUGAGGCUUGGAAAUAGCAAGGUAGACGACGAUAUGGACGCAGAUACUAGAGUUGUAUAGAACAUGUGUAAAACAUCUAUCGCAACCAAAGAAACAUAUUUUUGACACGGU